UAAUAAUGGCGGUCACACUCACAGAGGCUCAGCUCGUACACGUUGUGCAGAAACUAAAGACAUCUCACAGAUGGAUCAAGGUUGCGGGGGAUAUAGAAGCCACUCUGGAACACCGUAUACGCGAUCAAGAGUUCCUAGUUGACAGGUGGCCGGAUUACAGAGCGAUGGUCGUCCAGGCGAAACAGAAUGAUAUAGAGUUGAAGUAUCUGCGGCCGAUUGUGGACCUUUACGCCACUGACGUCGACGCGUUGAGAGACCUGCUAGAGCAACUGGACUGGACCAAGGAAAAACGGUUUGAAUGUGUCGACAGUACCCUAACGCCAGUUUUGACAGAAGUAGCUCAACUUCACAGGACUCUCACAAGGGAGAUAUAUGACUGUGUCUACCUGAUUGUCACGCAAGAUACACUGAAGCUCCGGCCUGUUCCUGAGGGAUGUGUCAUGUCCAACCUGGAGGCCGAUCAUACUGCUCUGGUAGAUUCCACGUGGGACUUACGCAAUGGAGACUUGUCUAAGGAUUACAUUAGGCAUCUGAUAACCACACUUCCUUCCACCUGUUUAUACAAUCAGGAGGGGGAGGUGAUGGGAUACGCCCUUACCUAUCACUACGGGUGUCUGGGGGUACUGUACGUGCCCCAAAACCACAGAGGGAAGGGGUACGGAAAGGUCGCCAUGUCUCAUCUCGUUCAGAAGCAUCUGGAAAAGAGGAAGGAGGUGCUUGUCAUGAUACAGCGUGAAAAUAUACCAUCUAUAAAGAUGCACGAAGGUAUUGGAUUCCAGGUUAUUCCGGAUAUGAGAUAUGACUGGAUAUUUUGUGAAUAAUGCUAGACUUAUCAAUGGUCGUUUAACUGGAUAUAUACUACUACCCAGAUGCUGUCGGUUACCAUAUGUGCUUGGUGGACGGAAUAAAGUCAUAGCAAACAAAGUCAUGGAAAUCAAGUCAAAGGAAAAAUAACUAUUAUAAAACAUCCUGUUCUCCAGUUGUUUAUACUGUAUUUUAUAUAUUUCACUUUCAUCAUCAAUAAUAAAAACAUCCUGUUCUCAAGUUAUUUGCAAAAAAAUAAUUCAACAACAACUGUUAUAAAAACAUCGUGGUAUCUAUUUACUUUGUUGAUACUAUUUCACUUUCAAGUUAAAUAUUCCUUUCGGUGUGAUGCUGUAAGCAAUUGGAUCUAGUCAAAACAGGAGAA
This is a messenger RNA of Haliotis rubra (blacklip abalone), 1189 nucleotides long. Its product is annotated as glycine N-acyltransferase-like protein 3. The record is from RefSeq and is a predicted model, not a curated record. Gene Ontology annotation, molecular function: glycine N-acyltransferase activity. Gene Ontology annotation, cellular component: mitochondrion. The transcript is spliced from 5 exons. Bases 6 to 821 code for a protein of 271 amino acids. Lineage: Eukaryota; Metazoa; Mollusca; Gastropoda; Lepetellida; Haliotidae.